CAACUGACCAUGGUGUUGACUGAAUGGCAGCUAGUGUCGCUCAGAAGUGUGUAUUGUUAAUUAGCUGUAACAGCAGCAGUGUGAGGUGUGGAUGAGCUGGUUUACCAGAAGGUGAUAGAGAUGUUUUGGAGCUCAGCAGCUCGUCGGGGAUGUGUCGGACUUCUCCGUUGCUGGUCCCUCACAGUCUGUCCCAGGACACUCCCGACCCCUCUCUGCCCUCUGCACACUUCACGGUUCUUCUCCAUCUCGGUCCCCGCGAAGUCUCCAACACAAGAAGAGGUUAACCAGCCUCUGAAGCAGUGGGAUCUGGCGGUGAGCCCCUUCAGCACGGUGCGGGCACAGCUGGGCUGCAGCAUCUCGAUCCGCCCGCUGGACCCGCACGAUUUCCCCGAGGCUGACCGAGUCUUCAUCACAGUUCAUGGGACAGACAGCGAACAGGAGGUCGGUCUGGAUCACUUACACGUCCGCUAUGAUGAACAGAACAAAGAGCUGCUCAUCUCAGCUGAGAAGGUUAAAAGCAGCGUGUCGAUUGAUCUAACUGCACCUAUCAAAAGUAAUCUUUUCCUUACUACUCAAGGAAAAGGCAACGUGCAGGUGAAGAACAUGGAGUGUGAUGUCUGCAAGGUGCAGACAGAGAAGGGCAACUGUUUGCUGCACUCUGUCAAGGGUCAUCAGGUUGAGGUCCAGUCCCAUGGAGGACAUGUUACUGGUGCAGGCACUAUCCAUGGCAAUGUGGACAUCAGCACACGUGGAGACGGUGGAGUGGAUGUCAAGAAGCUUCAGGGCACCACAAUGAAUAUUUCAACAGAGCAUGGACCUCUGAAGGUCAAAGCCAUCUAUGCCGAGUCCAGUUGUGUCUCCUCCUGCUCUGGGAGAGUAGAACUGGGGCAUGUACACGGUAACGCCACUGUGAAGAACGUGUCUGGAGAUACAGUUAUUGAUGGUUCGAAUAGUGUCCUAAAGGUUUCCUCUCACGGCGGAGGCAUUGAUGUAUAUGUGGGAGACGGUGGAAGUGCCGAACUCCACAGUCAGGAAGGAGCGGUGUGUGUGCGUGUCCCCUCCUCGUUGAAAGCUGGGAUGGAGCUCUGUGGAACAUCGGUGGUCAUCAGCCCGGAGGUUGUUCUGCAUGGAGUAGAAAACAACACAACUGAGGGCCAAACCACAGUUAUUGGCUUUGUAAAUGGAGAGUCCCCUGUGGACCAGUGGGUUAAAGCUCGGGCAGACAGAAACUCGGUCAGACUGAAGACACAAAGCUGGUUCGAAUCCCUGAAGCUGGGGAGGUGAGUUAUGAGCUUUACACUUACAAAGCCAGAUGAUCAUACUGUCGCUCCUCAAGACUGGAAGUAUCUAAAGCUCUGUGCUCAGGAUAUACUGUACUUUCAAUAAGGACAUUACGUAUCAUUUAUAGUAUUUUUACAGAAAUCACUGUACAUGCACUGCUUCUUGAAAGCAUAAAAUGCAACUGCACACCAGUGGUGGUUUGUGCUGACCUGUCAAUGGUGUUUGAGAAACUGUUGUUUUGCUCACUUGUUGUAUGUUUACUUGUGGUGUGAAAUAUUGGCAGCAAUUGAAUGUCCUCUGUAUAGUAUGUAAAUACUAUUAAAAUGAUUCUCAAACUGUGACA
Molecule: messenger RNA, 1624 nt
Organism: Cottoperca gobio
Lineage: Eukaryota; Metazoa; Chordata; Actinopteri; Perciformes; Bovichtidae
Gene: fam185a
Product: family with sequence similarity 185 member A
Exons: 8
Coding region: 121-1284 (387 amino acids)
Source: RefSeq, a predicted model, not a curated record